AUGUGGCCAGGAAUCUUAACCCUGCCUUUCCUCUCCUUUGCAGAGCUGAUUGCCAGAAAGCACUUGGUUGUUCUGCUUCAAGAUGAAAUCUUUGCUGACUUUUUCAACACAUUCCUGAAUCUUCCUGUGUUUGGUCAGACACCCAUUUUAAUGUUCAAGACCCGUCAGUGGUACCUUUGGCCAGAAUUACCAUGCAACCAUGUAUCAAAGCCCAAAGGCUUACUGACUUGGAUGGAGAAACAUCGGCUGCCUUACUUUUGCAAAACCAACCUGUGCCUUCACUACAUCCUCUGCAAGGAGCUUAUCAGUUUCAUCCGGUCCCCAGAGGCAGCGGACAUGCUGAGAUGGGGAAAGGCUGACCAGUGGCUCCUGGAGAAGUGCAUCGGUGGUAGCAGAGGGAUGUGGCGCUUCCGUUCUUUCAUGCAAGGAAUGGCAGGGGAAGAACUGACCAAAUUCUGGCUAGCUGCAGAAAGGAUACUGGGUAUUGAUGAAAUGGAUGAAUCCCAGCAAGAUCUCUACAUGUCGCUGUUCCAGGUGCUGAUGGCCACUCACUUGCAGGAGGGCUCCGUCGUUGUCACCCUCUGUAACACAACCAUUGAAACGCUUUUGCGGAUGUCUCCCUGUCACUUCAAUCAAAUCCACACUCGAAGGGAAGUCCUGAGCGAGAUGCAGAAAGUGGCCCUGUUCAAGAUCGAAAGUUACUGGCUUCCCAACUUCUACAUCCACUGCAAGCUGAGCAUGGAGCAAGAACCGAAAUGCUCCCACCUGCUCAAAGAGUAUAAGGAGCAGCUAAGCCGGAUCACGUUCCCGAGGCCUUUCCUGUUUUCUCAGCCGACAAUGAGCAUCCGAGAAAGCAGCGCCACGUCGAGGUCCUACUCAAGCUUGAAAAGCAAGAAGGACAUUUGGGACCGUGUCACGGGCAAAGGGCCUUUUGGGAGAAGAGAGAAACGUAAAAAAGAGAGCCGUGGACGCCACGGGAAGUCCCCGUCGUCUAAGAGCAGCCCAACAGACAGGAAGCAUUAUGUUUCUGAAAAACAGUCCCCCAGUGCAAGCCCAUGGCCAGUGGAUUAUGUCAACAAAGAAAACAGAGAGGACCAUUCCAAUGAAUCGCAGGACUUUAAAAACGUCCCGACUGAGCCACGUUCCACUCCCGGGCUGGACGGAUUCAGCGAGAGGGCCAGCGUCACGAAACUCCGUGCUUCCACCCCUGUGGUCAAAUUCCCCUCCAUGCUGGCUUUAAAAACUAUAGUGAAGUCACCCUUGUCUUUAGACUUCCUUCCUUGGGUGCUCAACGCCGACAAAUGCGCAGGGUGCCCCUUCCGGGAAUUCUUGUGCAGUAGGAAUUAUGCAGUAGAGGUGUACCUCCUAGACCUCUGGCACGACCUGGAAGACUUUCUGCGCAUGAUGAUGUGCUCCCUGGGGGAAGGCAACGUCCUCUUGCGCCACGUGAUGGGCGAGAGGAUCUGUGAGCUGUACCUGACCCAGAACAGCAACUGGCAACUCCCUUUGAAGCUGACGACUCUCCGGGGCUUGCAGAGUCUCCUUCCUUCGGGAAAUGUUAUCCCCUGGGUGCUGAAGGCACAGAAGGAAAUCUGUAAGAUUCUGUACUUCCUCUAUGAAGAAUUCCUGCAGAAUGAUGACAAGAUGUUCCUGUUCUAUGUGCGUGGCAAGGAGAAGACCGUGACCAAGACAGAGCCUUAUGAAAAAGGCGAGCAACUUCGACUCACCCGGAGAACCAUUGAGUCCAUGCACCUGAGCCAAGCGUUGGCUGGGAUGAGAGACUUCGACCUGCUGUCUGGAGAACACUGGCAGCUACUGGGCUCUCAGAACCUAGGAAUGGGAGGCUCUGUCUUUAUGGAGUUGGAUCCUGUUGUAUACAGGAUAGAUUAUUUUGGCAUGAAAAUUGACGAACUGGCCACAGUCAACCCUAAGAUGGCCGUGGAAAUGCUAAGUAAGAACUUCAGGGAAUUCUGUGAGAAGUAUCCAUCAGCUGGCAUUUUCACUCGGCCCACGAUCCCGAAAAGAAGCUUACACUGGACCAGGUCAAGUUUGUCCUUCAUGAGGAAGGGACCUCUCAUGAGAAAACCCCUGAUAAGGCCCAGAGAGGUGAUCGACAUUCUUCAGAACCCUGUACAUCUAGAUUACUUCAGGCAUUUCCUCAAGCUGCAUAACGCCGAAACCCCACUCCUGUUCUGGAUGGCGGUGGAAGAUAUAAUUAAAGAGACUGAUCCCAAAGUGCAGCGAGGUUUGAUCAAUGAAGUGGUCAGGAAUUUCUUCUACCACAGCAUUCCUCCAGAAAAGCUACUGCAGUGCGAAGAUAAAAUCAUCCGAGAGAUACAGAAGUCCCCUAAUGUUACUCUCGACAUGUUGAUCACAGCGCAGCAGUGCGUCAUGAAGUGCCUGGAAGAGCAAUGGUUUAAAUUGUACCAAGGCCUGUAUCCUGAGACCGAGAUUACACCGAUUACACAAGGCCCCAGGGGAAGGAGAGGCUCCUGCGUAAAAGACAAGCUAAAAAGGGUCUGGAACUUGUUUGGCGCCCUUGUCAAGAGUAUAUGCAGGUUCCGGAAGGCAAUGAGUUACCCAGCACAGCGCAGAUCCUUCGAAGAGUUCCUCCACCAUGAACUAAAAAACACCAAGGAAAAUUUGUCUCCCCAGCCAGUGUCUCAGCAGCAACGAUUAAGCGUUGCUGGAGCCGGUGGCCGUAUCGGUGGAACUUCUGGCAGCGCCACACCAGAAGAGAGUGAUGUGGUACAAGUGAAACGCAAGAUAUUUUCCGGCCGCAUCAUCUCCGUUAAUUUCCUCCCCAACGAUCUCUCCUUUUACCUGGAGAUAGAGAAGUUUUUCCACCUGGCCGAUUCAGUGGUCGUGUUGGCUUCCAUUGGGUUGUACACAGAGAAAGAUGUUGCCUUUCUGAGAUCAAAAGCGGUUACCAUCAGCAGAGUCUUCCUGAAUUCGGAUAUCCCACCUAAACUGAGGGUCAACAUUACAGAAGCACAGAACAAUCAAAUCCGGAGUAUGAUGGCUGAAGGUGUGUUGAACAGGAGCCUCUAUCAUAGUGCCAUGAUCUCUAUAUUGCCAGUUUUAUUACACUUCUGGAAGAGGUAUCGCCAUUGGAAGGUAAUGAAGGGUUUCAAAAAACCCAGGACAGAGGAAAUGGUGUCCACGUCUCCAUCGUCUCCCAUUAAGCCGGCUCAUAGGAAGUCUAGCCAUUUCAGCGGAGAGGACCAUCCAAUCAUCAGGUUUACUAUACUCAAAGGAAUCCAGCUGUUGCUACCUCAGCCAAAGGAUGAAGCAGAAACCCUUGGAGAGAAGUGUAAGUUAUGGCCCUAUAGAAAAGCAGAGGCUGACAAAUGGAGACGGUCAAGGGAACCUAAGUGUCCAAACACAAAAGCCACACAGCACGUUGUGACGAGGCUUGUUAAGUACCUGGAGGGGUCCUCAACCUUUUCGAGCCUGAGCUUUAAGCCAGGAAAAAGUAGUAGUGCCAGGAAUAAAGCACAAGCUUCAGUUGGGAGCUUCAACACGGUAAAACCGUCCACUUCUGUCCUCUCGGUUGCCCCGCUGAACAGGGAUUCGCUCUAG
Molecule: messenger RNA, 3582 nt
Organism: Euleptes europaea (tarantolino)
Lineage: Eukaryota; Metazoa; Chordata; Lepidosauria; Squamata; Sphaerodactylidae
Gene: RGSL1
Product: regulator of G protein signaling like 1
Exons: 25
Coding region: 1-3582 (1193 amino acids)
Source: RefSeq, a predicted model, not a curated record